AUAGUUUUUAAAAACGUAAUUGAAGCAUGACCCAGGAGGUCGAAUUGAAGAAGAACAAGAACUGAAGAACUAAAUGAAUUUUAAGACACUAAUCAGCUGACAAGCCGAUAAGACUUCUGGAGGCGAUGUGCUCAUAAAAUUAGGGAGCGAAUAUUGUUCUGUGUUUUUAUCUGUUCAGAAUGAGCGUCAACAGCAGCGAGCAGGCGGAUGUUUAUUCCAGGCUCUCUGAAAGAGACUCCGCUCUUAGCGAAAACACUCCUCUGUUGGGAAAUGGAUUGGCGCAGACCAGAGCCACUGGAGCCUCCUUCGCCUCCUCUGUGUUCAACCUGAUGAACGCCAUCAUGGGCAGUGGGAUUCUGGGUCUGGCUUUUGCCAUGGCCAGCACAGGGAUAGUUUUGUUUUGCAUCCUGUUAGUAUUGGUGUCCGUCCUUGCAGGAUAUUCCAUCCAUCUGCUUCUGAAGCUUUGUGACCAAACAGGUAUCAACUCGUAUGAGGAACUUGGAGAAAAAGCCUUGAAAAAACCAGGAAAAGUUUUGGUCGGUUUAGCGAUUGUCAUCCAAAAUAUAGGUGCCAUGUCGUCCUACUUGUUCAUCCUGAAGUCGGAGCUUCCUGCAGCCAUCAGCAGCCUCCUGAAUGCAGGAAACACCGGAAGUGCCUGGUAUGAAGAUGGCAGGCUACUUCUCAUCAUCAUCACAUUUUGUGUUGUUGUGCCUUUAGCAAUGUUGCCAAAAAUCGGAUUCCUGGGUUACACCAGCAGCCUUGCCUUCAUCUUCAUGUUGUAUUUUGCAGUUGUGGUUGUGGUGAAGAAAUGGUCUAUUCCAUGUCCACUGCCUCAUAACAUCACAACGCUCUCAGACUUUAAGAAGGUAUCAAACCGAUCUGACUCAGAAUGUACACCUAAACUCUUCAUCCUCUCCAUAAAGAGUGCCUACGCCAUCCCUACUAUGGCCUUUUCCUUUCUGUGCCAUACAGCCAUCCUGCCCAUCUACUGCGAACUGAAGCGACCAACCAAAACCCGAAUGCAGAACGUUGCAAACAUCAGCAUCAGUCUCAGCUUCCUGCUCUACUUCAUUUCUGCUCUGUUUGGGUACCUCACCUUCUAUAGUCAUGUAGAGUCUGAGCUGCUGCGCGGCUACGACGUGUACCUGCCGCGCGACGUCAUGGUGAUGACGGUCCGGCUGGCCAUCCUUCUCUCUGUGCUGCUGACGGUGCCGCUCAUACACUUUCCCGCUCGUAAGGCUGUGAUUGUGAUGCUGUACGGAGGACUCCACUUCUCCUGGCUGACCCACAUCGUCUCCACUCUGAUCAUCCUGGGUGUGGUGCUGAUGCUGGCCAUCUUUGUGCCUGAUAUCAGGAAUGUGUUUGGAGUCGUUGGCUCAACGAUGUCCAGCUGCCUGCUGUUUAUUUUUCCAGGAAUCUUCUACCUUAAAAUCAGCAGCCAGCCGAUCAAAUCCGUCGACUCCAUUGGGGCCAUACUUCUGGUGGUUUUUGGGUUGAUAAUGGGCGUUACCAGUCUCACUGUUAUUAUUCUCUCGUGGGUGCUCAGCUCUUGAUCCAAAUCCAAACCAGAAAGGGAAAUCUGAACCAAAGAAACUGAAUCAUGAAAGGGACCAGCAUCACCUCAGGGACUUUUUUAUGAUGAACACUAAAAUGUUUAUAUAGCUUUCAAACUACGACAAACCUUUUCUACAUAUUGACUUUUAAUUUUUUUUAUUUUUCUGGAUUUAAAAAUGAACAAGGGAUGAUUUUACUAUUUUGAUUUUGCACUUUAUGAUUCCUUUGAACUUUCCUGAAACCCUUAAUGAUUCUUGUCCUAACUUGAUGUAUUUCUGCUCUGUUUUGAGCACUAAAUGAAGGGAAAAUUGUUUACAUAAUGAAACCCGGGUUUGCUUGUUUAACCACUAAAAUGUCUUCAUCAGAACGUCUAAGACUCAUCUGUGUAAACAUGUGUUUGAUUGGCAGCAGCGGUUAUGAUGCUGAGAGCCACGCUUUUCUGCGGUUCGGCUUGCAGCUAAUGAAAGCCACACGCUCCGCACGUUUCCAUUCGCUGUUACACUGUUUAGUUCGUUUUUAAGUUGCCUCUCAAGCACUCAGACAACUAGUCGGCUUUCUGCUUUAAAGAAGAACCACUUCAAUCAGUCUCCUCAUUAAAUAAAAUGCAAUAAAUAACCCUGAACAAACUACAGAUGACAACAGUUGACAGUUGUACAAUUAAACACAGCUAAAAUUCACAUUAAUCAUAAUAACAGUUUAAAAAACAUAUACAAAGCAUGACAAAGUCACACGUGAAACCCUGUACAUAAUUAAGUCUGUCUAAAAUGUAUGUUAAAAUAUAAUAUUUGUAAAGGAAACAGUUACAGAAAAAGGGGGAGGAGUUGUCAGUUACUGGUUGCUACGGUAACCGCCAACUGACAAGACCAACGCAACAGCGCUGACCCUUUGCACGUGACGUCACUCUUCGAAUCUCUGCCCGCUCCUGUAAAGCCUUUCAAAAAAAAACUCGCAUGUGGUGGCCUAGUAUCGCUUUUAUAAAGUUGAUUUCGCAGCAAAAACGGUCACAGGAUGCUGCGCGGUCGGCUGCAGAGAAAGGUACGGGUGAAAACCAAACUUGUAAUUUUAUUUCAUAACUUUGAAUGAGGUAAGAUGCGGCGGCGAUGGAUACCAGCCGUUAGUCAUAAUGACUGUCAGUCCUCAGUGUAACCGCGGAUUUGCAGCGAACACUAUUUACAAGGUAAGAAGAGUAACGUUCAGAAUAUAUUUUAUAAAUAAGUAUGACUAGGAAGAUAUGAAAUACCGCAUUAUGGAGGAGGUAUGCGUCUAACCAUUAGUAACCAUGGAAACAGUGCCCCGACCGUCAUGUAACCUAGCAUGUAUGAAAAAACUGGUUAGCAUCUCGUCUUCUGUACGUGUUUAAGGGAGCUCCAGUGUAAGGGGAACCGCAGUUUAUGACGUAGUUACAUAAAUCAUGUGGUGUGAAUUCAGACAAAGUUGGUAAUUUGAUCAACACGUCAGGACGGAGGAGGUAUGGGUCGGUUUCUAUGCUAGCUGAGCCCCAACCAAGUGAGUUACACUCAAAGAGAAAUUAGCUCGACUCGAAAAAGUAGAAGCCAUUAAUAAACUGACAAAAACAACUUCAGUUGCUCUGUUCAAUACUCCCGAUCUUCAUUUCCGACGUCCAUCAUGGCGGUUAGAAUGACUGAGUGACGUAGUUGCAAAGGGUCAAAAUGCUAAUAAAUGUAUGGAGAAAAAAUAUUUUUUUACAAACAAACAAAAUGGAUUUGAAGAAUAAAUAAACAAAUUUUGACAAUCUUCACAUUUAUAAUAUAAACAAAAUGGAACCAUAAUAAAUGGCUUCUGAAUCUUUUUCCACCUACAAUGUGGCCUUUGACAUAGUGUCUGAGCGUCUAUAUAUACUAACUAAAUAAGUUAGGGUAUUUAAAAUUAAGAGCUUAAAAUUUCUUAAAUUUGAAAGAUAAGUGAAAGUUGGCCUUAGAUACUUUAAUCGCAGAUCUCAAAUUUUGUGAUGGCACAAACAUUUUAUUUCAUAUAGUUUAUUUUUCUCGUGGGACAUUUUUUUGUAAGGAAAUUUGAGUCGCAGGCAGAUGACAUCAUUGCGUUCUGUGAUUUGAGGCGGUUGAAGCUAACACUUACUAGCUGCUAACUACCCUUGCUAGCCAGCUUUUUUUUUUUUUAAUGUAUUGCCAAUUGGUUGGGCAAUGUUCAUCUUUGCCACUGGCUCUCUUCUGUUGCCAAAAUAUCCAAUGCUACAUUCAUUCAGUGCAAAAAAAAAAAGAAGGCUACUACUACAUAAAAUAUUAAAUUUUCUUUUGUACAUUUCUGUUGUGAUACAGGUCUUAAAUUUUAUUCUUAAUGGUCCUAAAAAGGUCUUAAAUUAUUAUUACUAUUACAUUUCCCUUUGGUAUUAAUGAAGUAUUUUUGAAUUUGAACUGAAUUUGAAUUGAAUUUGAUUUGGUGAAACCUGCAGAAACCCUGUCUGACCUGUACAAUUUUAUUGGAAAACAAAUAAUAAUCUUGAAAUGGUUUUGAAGUUA
This is a messenger RNA of Xiphophorus hellerii (green swordtail), 4052 nucleotides long. RefSeq names its product solute carrier family 38 member 6 (gene slc38a6). Gene Ontology annotation, biological process: amino acid transmembrane transport; L-glutamine transport. Gene Ontology annotation, cellular component: plasma membrane. Gene Ontology annotation, molecular function: L-glutamine transmembrane transporter activity. The record is from RefSeq and is a predicted model, not a curated record. NCBI's taxonomy places the organism in Eukaryota, Metazoa, Chordata, Actinopteri, Cyprinodontiformes, Poeciliidae.